AUGGCAGGCCCACACGAAGACAUCUGCGUGUUCGAGUUUGAUGACAGCGAUGCAGAGGAGGACCAGCAGCCAACGCCCAAGAGGCGCCGCCAGCGGCAGCCCCAGACGCUCAUGGCAGCGCCCGCGCCGCAGCCCGCUGCAGGCGCUGUGGGUGCCGCCCCGCGGCGGCGCGUGCCGCAGCAGCUGCAGUGGCCGCCGCAGCCCACGCGCACCUCUGGAGGUGGCGGCGGCGGCGCCGCGGCGGGCGCGGCGCCCGUGGCGAAGCCGUUCGGGGUGGUGGCCACGGCCGCACUGCCUGCAGGGGCGCAGCUCGGCAGCGGCGGCGCACAAGCGGCGAUGCUCGAAAACAACAUUCAGAUGAUGAGAGAGUACGUGCAGAGGCUUGAGGAGCAGCGGCAAAAGCAGGCCGCGGAGGCCGCCGCUGCCAAGCAGGGCAAGGCCCCUGCCAGGCCGGGCCCCGCUGGCACCGGCGUCAAAACGGCAGCGGCGGCCAAGGGGCCUGUAAAGGCCGCAGGCCCGGCCGCACCGCUGGCCGCAAGUCAGAGCCCAGCAGCAGUCAAGGAGGCGGCGGCAGCGACGGCCACAUCGUCUGGGGCUGCAAGCACACUUGUGAGGGCGGCCGCCGCCAAGCCGCAGCUCAAACGCGCAGGCUCUGCUGGCAAGACGGCCAGCCCAAGCGUCGGCGCGCCGGCCCUGAAGUCGCCGACCGCACGGCCGUCCGCGGCCGCCGCGCAGCUUCCUGCGUCCGGCCCCGCGUCCACCAAGGACUCUGGGGCGUCGGCGCGGCGCGCGGCGGCAGCGGCGACAAACCAGGCAAAGCUGCGCACGCGCGCCCGCGUCAGCAGCAGCCUGCCGCAGCCGGAGCUCGGGCAGGGGCUGCCGCAGGGGGCGCCACCGCCGCAGGGGGCGCGGCUCCCUCAGGCGCUCGGUCCUGCUGAGCAGCAGCAGCAGCAGCAGCAGCAGCAGCAUCCUGCGCCGCAGCAGGCGCCGGAGGAGAUGGGGGGCGUCGUGGGCGUCGAGAACGCGGCCGCGCAGCAGCAGCAGCAGCAGCAGCAGCAGCAGCAGCAGCAGGGGGAGCGAAUUGAGGCGCCUGGAAUCGCACAGCCCCCAGAUGACACGCAGGACGCAAUGGAGUACAUCCUUGGCCCUCUGAUAGAGGCCGGCGCGGCGGGCGCGGCGCCGCAGCCUCUGGGAGCGCCGAGGCGGUGGUCGCGGCGCUGGGCGCCGAGCAGCAGGCGCGAGCGGCGCGGCUGCUCGCGCAGCAGCAGCGGCACCUGA
Molecule: messenger RNA, 1278 nt
Organism: Monoraphidium neglectum
Lineage: Eukaryota; Viridiplantae; Chlorophyta; Chlorophyceae; Sphaeropleales; Selenastraceae
Exons: 3
Coding region: 1-1278 (425 amino acids)
Source: RefSeq, a predicted model, not a curated record